Salmo salar (Atlantic salmon) is the source of this 1048-nucleotide messenger RNA. RefSeq names its product small ubiquitin-related modifier 3. The record is from RefSeq and is a predicted model, not a curated record. Gene Ontology annotation, molecular function: protein binding. NCBI's taxonomy places the organism in Eukaryota, Metazoa, Chordata, Actinopteri, Salmoniformes, Salmonidae.
UCUUGAGGAAACAGAAGACCGAGAGAGUUGGGGGGGAAAAAAAGCGCAAACAUUUAGCAAUCUGGCUAUAAAUUAGUAAAUCUCAGAGCAUUAACUAGCUACACAAUGUCUGAAGAAAAGCCAAAGGAAGGAGUGAAGACUGAAAACGACCACAUCAACCUAAAGGUUGCGGGUCAAGAUGGGUCAGUAGUCCAGUUCAAAAUUAAACGGCAUACUCCGCUCAGCAAGCUGAUGAAGGCGUACUGCGAAAGACAGGGUUUGUCAAUUAGACAGAUACGGUUUAGAUUUGACGGACAGCCAAUCAACGAGACCGACACACCUGCACAGCUUGAGAUGGAAGACGAGGAUACCAUUGAUGUAUUUCAACAACAGACCGGAGGAGGGUCCUUCCUCUCGGAGGCUUCUCUUAAAGGCGUAUGGACCCCUCUGAGUCUCCUCUCCCUCUGAGGACAGAAACACAGUUGAAGAGCAGCAACUUUUAUUUUUUUAUUAUUAAAUAAUUGUUCCGCUUGUUUUUUGUUGUUGUUGUAUUUUGUGAUCGAUCUGCUCGUAGCCAUGGUCUUAUCCUUUUCAUGAUCGCAAGCUGGAUUUCAUGCCACCAAUUCACAAAUGUCUUGUUUAUAUUCGUAUUUUGGAUGGACUAUAAACUGCUUGUAGUCAUGUUUUGGAGAAUGUGUGUUUGUCCCGUGUGUGAAACAAUGGGGGGGGGUUCUACUCAUUCAGGAUUUGUCCCAAAUGGCACCCUAUUCCUCUCCACUACACUAAACAAACUAGUGCACUAUAGGGUGCCAUUUUGGGACAUGUAUUAAAUCUACCAUAGGUUGAGGGACUUGAACAGGUCUCAUAAUAUGCAAAUGAUAUGUGUAUUUUUUUUUUUUUUUAGGUAUUUUUUUUGGGUCUGCUGUUAAGUACAUUUUGCGAAAUAUACAGUCCAAGUGAUCAAUUGUCAUUUUUAAACCUGUACAAUGUGUUGAAGGAAUAUUGUAAAAUGGGGGUGCUCUACCGCUGGUGCCAUUAUGAUUGAAUUGCUGUGUCUCUCUGGAACAAA